UCCAAAGCCGUCGGGACUCGGCGAGGCUCUGGCGGCGCGUUCACUUCCCGCUCGGACGCAGUACGCUACGGACUCUCGCGCAGGCGAGAUUGCACCAAUCCGCUCGGUCGAUCCGGCGACCACGUGCGCCAUCCGCGACGUUACGAACGUGGGACCCGGCGUUGUUUUGGUGCCGACCCGGCCAUGUGUUUUCGGUAACGGAGGACGGUCCAUUGUGCGGGACAAACGGUGGUAGCCUGUCACGUUGGGAUAGACGGAGCGAUACUUUGAAUUAAUGAGGAAUUUCAUUGUGAUUGGUUCGAUAUUUGGAAAAGCUUGAUUUCAGGGAGGUAUUUUUGGGAUAGUAUUGGAAAAUGGAGGUUCAUUGAUUAUCGAUGAAUAAGUUGAAGGGUAGUGUGAAUGGAGGCUUCGUAUAUUUAGGUUUCUGAAAUUCGAGAACUGUUACGAGUACAUCGGCCUACGAGGUAGAUGUCGAGGUAGAUGCGGUCUUAGAGGCUGAGAUUUGCAUCGGAAAGACAGCGGAAAGGAAGAAGAAUAUUGUUGUAGAUAAAGAAGGAUUACCAGUGACGUGUACUGUCGUCGCAAUAGGAAACGCCCAAGAAUCGCUCCCCGGGGGCGGUAAAAAAAGGAGAGCCGCGAGCGUGGAAAAUAUCAAUGAACCCGUGAUUUUACGAUUUUCAUUAACAUAUCGGCGUGCGUGGGGUAAAAACAUGUCGCGCGGCGUUCCUAGGCGAUCGUUAGUCCGGGAAGAGCGGAAGAGGUGAUACCGAUCAUUCCGCGAGAGGUUCGCGCCGGUCGACGAUUAACAAACAAAACGAGAGAACCCCGAAAAAAGGAGCAAACCGCGCCCGCGGACGCUCGCGGAGGGAGAGGGAAAAAAGGGGAGACGAGAAUGAGAACGAGACGUGGUUAAGAAGAAACGCGAGUGGUAACGAGUCCCCGGGACGCUAAGGCGGUCCGGCAACUUAGCCAGGCUACGGCCGGGUGGAACUGGCCGCGACACCGGGUAAUGCCGAACGGGGUUUCCGUUUUGCUCGAUUUAAUUCGUUCGUCGUAAAUAGAGGCGGCGAUCGGGUUCUCACGGCCGUUGGAUUGAAACGGUGCCCGUGACGCGGACGAAUCGAUCCCCGCGACAAAGAAACGCGGUCGUUCUGGUACGCUAAGUUUCCAGGCUACUUGCCCUGGCGCCUAGCGUGGCGCUCGAGAAGCUGGAGCGGCGACGAGCGAAUUGAGCCUGGUCACGUUAUCGUGGUAACGGCGGAAGAUUCAUGGGUGCCCAUCACGACGAUUCCCAGAUGGUCCUAGAGAUUCCCGUGCACUCGAUCAAGUAGCCACCCCCCAAAGAUCGAGGCAAGAACGCUGCUGAUGAUGAAAUAGCUGGGAUGGAGCCAAGGGGGAUGACGAUCGAACAGGAUCGACGAGGGCCAGAAGAAACGCGGAUACGCAAAAAAUGGCAGCAACGACGGAGUUACCGGGUUAAUUAGAUUAUCGACGGUGUCCCCGGGAGCAGCUCGCAGAAGGCGCGCACUCGGCCAGGCACGACCAUACAUGGUCCACCGUGUCCCACGUAGCGAGGGAAGAAGCUGGCGGCAGGCGACGCGUGGGAGGUCGAGGCUGGUUACACGCCGGUUUUUACGCACCCCAGGAAGAGACAGAUUCGUGUGCUCACCUUGGGAGAGCCCACACGCGGCAACUACCGCCGCGACUAUUAAGCAGCGCGCGCUCGCCCGAGUUAGAGGCACCGGUCCCCUCCCCCCGGUCACGCUCGGUACGCGCGGCGCCGGGCAAACGACUUUUCCGAGAAGCACGGCCAAUCGCGGUUCGCCGGUUGAAACGAUUUUACGGUGCGGCGAUGGCCUCGCAGGGGAGCCACGUGAAAAACCGUUGACUUUAUCGACGCUUCACCGUCAGCGCUACAAGCCGGCCAGCCCCGCCGGAGGUUUUACGAGCCGGAAAAUCGGUUUCGGGGCGGCUUCCCGCGUGGAGGCGUCGAUCGGUGACGGACGUUCCCAACGUGUACGCGGUUUGGAUCGCGUGCCGACUUUCAAUUUCAGCGCCCAACGCGAGCGAGUCCCGCCGCGGCUAUAAAUCCAGAUUUCCGUGUUUCCAGUGAACCAGUCUCUCCGCCGCGACGGUGACGCCGGCAGCGCGCGCGCGCGCUUCGCCGGCGACCGGCUUAGGAAAUCAUUAGAUCCGGCAUGCUGGAUGAAGCACUCGAUGCGCAGAUGAAAGUGUAGCGGAGCGUGUUAUGCAAAGCAGACCAGGAGAAACCAGAAAAGCCUGAUCCGGUGAUCGAUCUGACCUGUUGCUACGAAUUCGCGUCGACGAUCGAUCCCGUCCCGCUCGCUCAUUGACCGAACGGGCACGAUUGGGAGACCGGUUUUGCCAGGAAACUUCCGCUCUGAUUUUGAUCUGUCUCCAUGGAAAUUUCUCGAUGAGAAGUCUCUGGAACAUUGAAACAGUAAGAGACGAGGGAAAAGGAGUCUUUUAGAGGAUCCCGAGCGGAUAUCGAGGAGGAAGGAUAGGCGAGUGCUAAGUGACGCUUCCAGUUCGAUGCUUCCAGAGGUUUCUCCGUCGCCGAACGAUUCCUCCCGUUUCGUCGGAUCGGCUGUUUCCACGAACAUUGAUCAACGGGGGAUUCCUCGGGCCCGGAACCUACCGAUUUGAAUUGCAAAUCGCGCGAGAACAUGGAUUUCUUCGGGACCGUUCCCCGUGUCGCGCGGUCCCCGUAAAACGAAAGUCGAGCGGACCACGGAGGAUUCAGGGGACGUUGGAAGAGAAGUAUAAAUAAAGGAGAGGGGAAAAACUAUGUCGGUCGCGGGGACCAGGAAAUUAUGCAGAGUGGGUCUGGCCGCAGUGCUGGUCACCGCGCUGUGCGUGUUGACUCUGCUCGACUCGCCGCCGCAACUCCCGGAUCCACCGGCGGAUCCUCCUCCCACGCCUGGUGGCGAGCCCCCCGGCACAAGAAGCAUCGUGGCUUACUCCUGGGCGCGGAGAUUGGCACUCGAUUACAGACCCUCCAAGGAGUGCGACGGUAAUGGAACGUACGGCGCGACGUUAAAUACGUUCAAGUUAGCCGACGCGAAGUGGCUCGAGACAAUCCCCGGACAGCUCUUCCUGUACAGCGCCCACUUGGACCUGAGAGUGGCCGGUUAUCCGAGCUUGAGGGUGAUUGGCGUUAAACGCGGACCAGUGCCGACCUCCGGCCUUUUCUGCACCGUUUGGUACAAGGAAGAGGACAGGGGCAGAUCGGUGAGCGUGGAGGCGCUGGUCUCGACGAUUUGGCUGGACGAGUGGGGCGAGACGGUGGACAGUUACGCGGGCGUCCUAGUCGGCUGUCAAUUAUCCGCGGACGCGUCGGCCGAGCCGUCCAGGGUAUACGUGGGCCCGGAGCCCUGCCACAAGAAUGCUAGUCAUAGUUUAACGAUAAGCCCGGUGGACGGGAACGAGCGCCGCGAGAGCCGCAGGGAGUUCACGUUGUGCAUCAAGGGGCUGGACUUCGACGAGGACAUAUCCUCGAGGCUGGUCGCGUUCGUCGAGCUCCACCGGAUCCUGGGCGCGGAGCUCUUCUACUUUUACGUGUUCGACGUGCACGAGAACGUGCUGAAGGUGCUCAGGCUGUACGAACGCUCGAACGUGAUCAGAUGGUUCAAUCUGACGUUGCCUGGCGACCUGCCGAACGAGAAGCACGCCAGGAGGAGGCUGCUGGGCGAGGACAUCUGGAUCAAGAGGCGGAUGGAGCUGAUACCAUACAACCACUGCUUCUAUGAUAACCUCCAUCGGUCGGAGUUCGUGUUACCGAUCGACAUCGACGAGGCGAUCGUGCCGGUCACCAGGCGGAACUGGUACCAGCUGCUCCUGGACGAGAGGAUCAAGCUCGGUAGGAGCUUCAAGGACUUCGCUUCGUACGCGGUCAGAAACGCUUACUUCUUCCCCGAGCUGCAAAGCAGGAACCAAACGGACCCUGCCAGGUUCGACGCCGAUUCGACCGGCGGAUUCUUAGGCGAUCUUGAUUAUCUGAAUACCGUGAGGACAGCGUCCAUCUCGCCAGAAGGCGACUCGGUGAAGAGCUUCGUCUCCACCAGGCGCGCGUUGACCGUGCACAACCAUUACGCGCUGACCACGCUGAACCCGUCAACGAGACGCGCGCAUCACUUCGACCCCGACGACGUGCUCAAACACCAUCACAGAGCCUGCGACGGGAGACACCUAGAUUGCGAGCUGCUGAUGGAGGAUGUUCGAGUGGACGAGUCCGCGCUGAGGUACGCGGACGAGCUGCGGGCCAGGAUGGGAGUGUUCUUGACCGACCUCAAGGCAUUCGAUUAGG
Molecule: messenger RNA, 4327 nt
Organism: Nomia melanderi (Alkali bee)
Lineage: Eukaryota; Metazoa; Arthropoda; Insecta; Hymenoptera; Halictidae
Cellular component (GO): cytoplasm
Molecular function (GO): glycosyltransferase activity
Source: RefSeq, a predicted model, not a curated record